UUAAAGAAACCGGUAUACCUUCGUUUUUGUUUGAAGCCGUCGUUCGUACUUCGUGCUUCGUAGGUCUCUCUCCUUCCUUCAUCUUCAUUCUCCUUCGUUUGUCCGGUGUGGGUUUCGUUUUUACGGUAGCCUCCGGUGUCUGUUGAAGCUUUUGAGAAACAAUGGGUCUACGAUUAUUUGAUGGAAGUGAUUCUGACAAUGACAACUCAAAGAUAGAAAUUAAUCAGGAUUAUGCUAAAAGGUUUGAGCAUAACAAGAAGCGAGAGGAUCUUCAGCGCUUAGAGGAGCUAAAGAAGAAGGGUCUAAUUGAAGACUCUGAAUCAGAAAGCUCGGAAUCUGAUUCAUCUUCUUCAGAGGAAGAAGAUAGCCAAAACUUUAGGAAGGACUUGAAGUUCUUCAAUGCAUUAAUCAAGGUAAAGAAGAAGGAUCCGACACUCAAACAGAAAGAGGCCAAGCUUUUUGAUUCAGAUGAUGACAGCCAUGGCAAGGAUAAUGAUGGCGUCAAAGGUAGUUUAACAGAAAAGAAGAAAAGUAGUAUGUAUUUGAAAGAUGUGGUAGCGAAGCAUUUGAUUGAAGAGGGUCCUGAAUUCAAUGAUGAGAAUACUAAAAAUGUGAAGAUUUACGAUACGGAGCAAGAGGAAAUACGCAAGGCAUUUUUGGAGGCAGCCGAAUUGCAAGAUGAAAAUGAUGAGGAGGAAUUGUUAAAAGUGAAGGAGAGAGGUACAGUGGAAGAGGAAAAAAAUGAAGAAUUUGAGAGGAAGUUGGACGAGUAUUUUGGAGAUGGGGAUGACCAAUUGGAUGAAAAUUCAAAGUUCUUGAAACAGUAUUUUAAGAAUAAACUGUGGAUUGGUGAAGAUGCAAAGGUUGAGGAAGAGGAGUUGAACAUGCUAUCCGAGGACGAGGAAGAGAUUGAAAAACAAGAGGAAUAUGAAUACCGGUUCCAAGAAAAUGCAGAAGAUACUAUUUUGGGGCAUAGUAGGACCAUUGAGGGGUCAGUUAGGAAAAAGAAGAAUUCGAGGAAGGAGCAGAGAAAGAAUAAGGAAGAGAGGAUGGAGAUUGCAAGAUUAGAGAGAGAGGAGGAGUUGAAGCAUUUAAAAAAUUUGAAGAAGGAGGAGGUAAAGCAGAAGCUUAGGAAGAUUAGAGAAACAGCAGGACUUGGGGAGGACGAGAAUUGCUUAUUGGAUAUUAAAGAUUUAGAUGAAGAUUUUGAUCCUGAAGAGUAUGACAGGAUGAUGAAAGUGGCUUUUAGUGAAGAAUAUUAUGAGAAAGAAGACAUUGAUGCUGGGUUUGGAAGUGAUAUGGAUGAUGAAGGCAAUGGUGAGCAUGAGAAACCUGAUUUCGACAAAGAGGAUGAGUUGCUUGGAUUGCCAAAAGGGUGGACCUCCUCUGAGUCAGGUGAUGGCUUCUUUGCAGCUAGGCAAAGGAGUUUAAGCCAUAAAAUUGAUAAUGAUAUGAGCAAUGAAGAUAAUGAAGAAGAUGAAGAAAAAGGCAAUGAGGAUGAAAAGGGCUCAAGAAAGAGGAAGCGUAAAUUAUCUCUGUACCAAAAAGCCAAGGAAGCCAUGAUGGAGGAGUAUUAUAAAUUAGAUUACGAGGAUACAGUCGGAGACUUGAAGACGAGGUUUAAGUACGCCAAAAUACAACCUAAUCGUUAUGGAUUGAGUACUGAUGAAAUCCUGGCAAUGGAUGACAAGGAGUUGAAUCAGUUCGUUUCUAUGAAAAAGUUGGCUCCUUAUAAAGAAGAAUGGAAGAUGCCAAAUAGUACUAGACAGCGCCUGAAAAUGAGGUCUAGGGAGCUCCUUAGAGGCAAACAAUCUAGUGAACAGAAAGAUAUUGGGAAGAGAAGGGCGAAAAAUUGCUCCAACGUGCACAUUUUGGAUGACAAUGAGAAUGACAAAGUAAAUAAUGCUGACAAGGGCAAUAUAUCUCGGAAAGCCAGGAGAAAACAACGUCAAGCUGAGCUUAAAUUAUCUCACUUUAGGAAUCUGGCAUACGGCAGGACAUCCUUGAAAUCUAAGAAGAAAUCAAAACACUGAUCAUCAGCCAGGAAAAUCUGUUGUAACAGUACCAGCAUAUUUCAAUCUCUCAAAGGACGGCGACGAAAGAUACUGGUCGGAUUGCUGUCUUGAAAUUCUUCGCAUCAUCAAUGAACCAACUGCUGCUUCCCUUGCUUAUGGCUGACAAGAAAACCAACUAGACCAUUCUCAUUUUCGAUCUUGGCGGUGGAAUGUUCGAUGUCUCAGUCCUUGAGGUUGGAGAUGGUGUAUUUGAGGUUCUUUCUACUUCAGGCGAUACACAUUUGGGUGGCAAUGAUUUUGACAAGAGAAUUGUCGGUUGGCUUGCUGAGAGCUUUAAGAGGGAUGAAGGAGUAAACCUUUUGAAAGACAAACAGGCGCUGCAACGUCUAACCUAAACUGCUGAGAAGGCAAAGAUUGAGCUAUCAUCUCUAACACAAACCAAUAUUAGUUUACCAUUUAUCACUGUGACCAGCGAUGGCCCUAAACAUAUUGAUACGACACUUACUAGGGUUAAGUUUGAAUAAUUGUGUUCAGACUUGCUAGAUAGGUUGUGAUCACUGGUGGAAGCGGCUUUAAAGGAUGCACAGUUGUUGUUCAAAGAUAUAAAUGAAGUCAUUCUUGUUGGUGGCUCAACUCGUAUUGCAGCAAUUUAGGAGCCCCAUCAAGAAAAUUACAGGGAAAGAUCCAAAUAUGACUGUAAAUCCCGACGAAAUGGUUGCUGUAGGCUGGAGAUGUCAAGCACCUUGGCUUUAUACAAAAUCUUAAUUACUUGGUCUUGAAAAUAACUUGUGCAUAUGUGGUUUAGAGUUUAGAUGAUGUAUACAAAGUACAGUUUCUUGUAAUGUUAUUAUAUGUUAAAAUAAAUGGUGUAGUUUAGGCAAAUCUAGAUCCUAUUUUUUAGUCUUUACUUAUGUGACUACAUAUCUUUUGUAUUUAUUCUUGCAUCAUUCUCCUACGCAAAUACAUAUCAAUAUUAAUAAAAUAUUCAAGCAUUCACAUGGUA
Messenger RNA from Cucumis sativus (cucumber), 3018 nucleotides. Its product is annotated as protein KRI1 homolog. Gene Ontology annotation, biological process: endonucleolytic cleavage in ITS1 to separate SSU-rRNA from 5.8S rRNA and LSU-rRNA from tricistronic rRNA transcript (SSU-rRNA, 5.8S rRNA, LSU-rRNA). The coding region runs from base 162 to 2033 and encodes 623 amino acids. The transcript has 7 exons. The record is from RefSeq and is a predicted model, not a curated record. Gene Ontology annotation, cellular component: nucleolus; 90S preribosome. NCBI's taxonomy places the organism in Eukaryota, Viridiplantae, Streptophyta, Magnoliopsida, Cucurbitales, Cucurbitaceae.